AUGCCACAUGCAUCCCCCACCGCCCCUCCCCCACUGGCGCCAAAGUUGAGUCUGGCGGUGGUGCGGCGGUUAGUGCGCGAGGUGACGGAGAGGGCGGUGGGCGUGGAGGUGAUGGAGAGGGCGGUGGGCGUGGAGGUGACGGAGAGGGCGGUGGGCGUGGAGGUGACGGAGAGGGCGGUGGGCGUGGAGGUGACGGAGAGGGCGGUGGGCGUGGAGGGCAGUGAGCGUGGAGGUGACGGAGAGGGCGGUGGGCGUGGAGGUGACGGAGAGGGCGGUGGGCGUGGAGGUGACGGAGAGGGCGGUGGGCGUGGAGGUGACGGAGAGGGCGGUGGGCGUGGAGGAGACGGAGAGGGCGGUGGGCGUGGAGGUGACGGAGAGGGCGGUGGGCGUGGAGGGACGGAGAGGGCGGUGGGCGUGGAGGUGACGGAGAGGGCGGUGGGCGUGGAGGUGACGGAGAGGGCGGGGGGCGUGGAGGUGACGGAGAGGGCAGGGGGCGUGGAGGUGACGGAGAGGGCGGUGGGCGUGGAGGUGACGGAGAGGGCGGUGGGCGUGGAGGAGACGGAGAGGGCGGUGGGCGUGGAGGUGACGGAGAGGGCGGUGGGCGUGGAGGUGACGGAGAGGGCGGUGGGCGUGGAGGUGACGGAGAGGGCGGUGGGCGUGGAGGUGACGGAGAGGGCGGUGGGCGUGGAGGUGACGGAGAGGGCGGUGGGCGUGGAGGUGACGGAGAGGGCGGUGGGCGUGGAGGUGACGGAGAGGGCGGUGGGCGAGGAGGUGACGGAGAGGGCGGUGGGCGUGGAGGUGACGGAGAGGGCGGUGGGCGUGGAGGUGACGGAGAGGGCGGUGGGCGUGGAGGUGACGGAGAGGGCGGUGGGCGUGGAGGUGACGGAGAGGGCGGUGGGCGAGGAGGUGACGGAGAGGACGGUGGGCGUGGAGGUGACGGAGAGGGCGGUGGGCGUGGAGGUGAAGGAGAGGGCGGUGGGCGUGGAGGUGACGGAGAGGGCGGUGGGCGUGGAAGUGACGGAGAGGGCGGUGGGCGUGGAGGUGACGGAGAGGGCGGUGGGCGUGGAGGUGACGGAGAGGGCGGUGGGCGUGGAGGUGACGGAGAGGGCGGUGGGCGUGGAGAGGGCGGUGGGCGUGGAGGUGACGGAGAGGGCGGUGGGCGUGGAGGUGACGGAGAGGGCGGUGGGCGUGGAGAGGGCGGUGGGCGUGGAGGUGACGGAGAGGGCGGUGGGCGUGGAGGUGACGGAGAGGGCGGUGGGCGUGGAGGUGACGGAGAGGGCGGUGGGCGUGGAGGUGACGGAGAGGGCGGUGGGCGUGGAGGUGACGGAGAGGGCGGUGGGCGUGGAGGUGACCCGCGGCGUGCGGCGGGGCAGCAGCUUGCUUGCCUGCAUUCUUAUCGCACGUUUGAUCGCGCUGCGCAUGCAAAAACUCUCACCGUGUCCUUCCUUCACCCCGCCCCAUUCUCCCGCUUUCCAUCACCUCGCCCCAUUCUCCCGCUUUCAAUCACCCCGCCCCAUUCUCCCGCUUUCCAUCACCCCGCCCCAUUCUCCCGCUUUCCAUCACCCCGCCCCAUUCUCCCGCUUUCCAUCACCCCGCCCCAUUCUCCCGCUUUCCAUCACCCCGCCCCAUUCACCCGCUUUCCAUCACCCCGCCCCAUUCUCCCGCUUUCCAUCACUCCGCCCCAUUCUCCCGCUUUCCAUCACCCCGCCCCAUUCUCCCGCUUUCCAUCACCCCGCCCCAUUCUCCUGCUUUCCAUCACCCAGCCCCAUUCACCUGCUUUCCAUCACCCAGCCCCAUUCUCCCGCUUUCCAUCACCCAGCCCCAUUCUCCCUCUUUCCAUCACCCCGCCCCAUUCUCCCUCUUUCCAUCACCCCGCCACAUUCUCCCUCUUUCAAUCGCCCCGCCCCAUUCUCCCGCUUUCCAUCGCCCCGCCCCAUUCUCCCGCUUUCCAUCGCCCCGCCCCAUUCUCCCGCAUUCCAUCGCCCCGCCCCAUUCUCCCGCAUUCCAUCGCCCCGCCCCAUUAUCCCGCUUUCCAUCACCCCGCUCCAUUCUCCCGCUUUCCAUCACCCCCCCCAUUCUCCCGCACUCCAUCACCCCGCCCCAUUCUCCCUCUUUCCAUCACCCCGCCCCAUUUUCCCGCUUUCCAUCACCCCACCACAUUCUCCCGCUUUCCAUCACCCCGCCCCAUUCGCCCGCCUUCCAUCACCCCGCCCCAUUCUCCCGCCUUCCAUCACCCCGCCCCAUUCUCCCGCUUUCCGUCACCCCGCUCCGUCACCCCGCCCCAUUCUCCCGCUUUCCGUCACCCCGCCCCAUUCUCCCGCUUUCCGUCACCCCGCCCCAUUCUCCCGCUUUCCGUCACCCCGCCCCAUUCUCCCGCUUUCCAUCACCCCGCCCCGUUCUCCCGCUUUCCAUCAACCCGCCCCAUUCUCCCGCUUUCCAUCACCCCGCCCCAUUCUCCCGCUUUCCAUAACCCCGCCCCAUUCUCCCUCCUUCCAUCACCCCGCCCCAUUCUCCCGCUUUCCAUCACCCCGCCCCAUUCUCCCGCUUUCCAUCACCCCGCCCCAUUCUCCCGCUUUCCAUCACCCCGCCCCAUUCUCCCGCUUUCCAUCACCCCGCCCUAUUCUCCCGCUUUCCAUCACCCCGCCCCAUUCUCCCGCUUUCCAUCACCCCGCCCCAUUCUCCCGCAUUCCACCACCCGGCCCCAUUCUCCCGCUUUCCAUCACCCCGCCCCAUUCUCCCGCUUUCCAUCACCCCGCCCCAUUCUCCCGCUUUCCAUCACCCCGCCCCAUUCUCCCGCUUUCCAUCACCCCGCCCCAUUCUCCCUCCUUCCAUCACCCCCCUCCUUCCAUCACCCCGCCCCAUUCUUUCCAUCACCCCGCCCCAUUCUCCCGCUUUCCAUCACCCCGGCCCAUUCUCCCGCUUUCCAUCACCCCGCCCCAUUCUCCCGCUUUCCAGCACUCCGCCCCAUUCUCCUGCUUUCCAUCAUCCCGCCCGAAUCUCCCGCUUUCCAUCACCCCGCCCCAUUCUCCCGCUUUCCAUCACCCCGCCCCAUUCUCCCUCUUUCCAUCACCCCGUCCUAUUCUCCCUCUUUCCAUCACCCCGCCCCAUUCUCCCUCUUUCCAUCACCCCGCCCCAUUCUCCCUCUUUCCAUCACCCCGCCCCAUUCUCCCUCUUUCCAUCACCACGCCCCAUUCUCCCUCUUUCCAUAACCCCGCCUCAUUCUCGCGCUUUCCAUCACCCCGCCCCAUCUUCCGCUUUCCAUCACCCCGCCCCAUUCUCCCGCUUUCCAUCACCCCGCCCCAUUCUCCCGCUUUCCAUCACCCCGCCCCAUUCUCCCGCUUUCCAUCACCCCGCCCCAUUCUCCCGCUUUCCAUCACCCCGCCCUAUUCUCCCGCUUUCCAUCACCCCGCCCCAUUCUCCCGCUUUCCAUCACCCCGCCCCAUUCUCCCGCUUUCCACCACCCGGCCCCAUUCUCCCACUUUCCAUCACCCCGCCCCAUUCUCCCGCUUUCCAUCACCCCGCCCCAUUCUCCCGCUUUCCAUCACCCCGCCCCAUUCUCCCGCUUUCCAUCACCCCGCCCCAUUCUCCCGCUUUCCAUCACCCCGCCCCAUUCUCCCGCUUUCCAUCACCCCGCCCUAUUCUCCCGCUUUCCAUCACCCGGCCCCAUUCUCCCGCUUUCCAUCACCCCGCCCCAUUCUCCCGCUUUCCAUCACCCCGCCCCAUUCUCCCGCUUUCCAUCACCCCGCCCCAUUCUCCCGCUUUCCAUCACCCCGCCCCAUUCUCCCUCCUUCCAUCACCCCCCUCCUUCCAUCACCCCGCCCCAUUCUCCCGCUUUCCAUCACCCCGCCCCAUUCUCCCGCUUUCCAUCACCCCGGCCCAUUCUCCCGCUUUCCAUCACCCCGCCCCAUUCUCCCGCUUUCCAGCACUCCGCCCCAUUCUCCUGCUUUCCAUCAUCCCGCCCGAAUCUCCCGCUUUCCAUCACCCCGCCCCAUUCUCCCGCUUUCCAUCACCCCGCCCCAUUCUCCCUCUUUCCAUCACCCCGUCCUAUUCUCCCUCUUUCCAUCACCCCGCCCCAUUCUCCCUCUUUCCAUCACCCCGCCCCAUUCUCCCUCUUUCCAUCACCCCGCCCCAUUCUCCCUCUUUCCAUCACCACGCCCCAUUCUCCCUCUUUCCAUAACCCCGCCUCAUUCUCGCGCUUUCCAUCACCCCGCCCCAUCUUCCGCUUUCCAUCACCCCGCCCCAUUCUCCCGCUUUCCAUCACCCCGCCCCAUUCUCCCGCUUUCCAGCACCCCGCCCCAUUCUCUCGCUUUCCAUCACCCCGCCCCAUUCUCCCGCGUACCAUCACCCCGCCCCAUUCUUCCGCUUUCCAUCACCCCGCCCCAUUCUCCCUCUUUCCAUCACCCCGCCCCAUUCUCCCUCUUUCCAUCACCCCGCCCCAUUCUCCCGCUUUCCAUCACCCCGCCCCAUUCUCCCUCUUUCCAUCAUCCCGCCCCAUUCUCCCUCUUUCCAUCACCCCACCCCAUUCUCCCUCUUUCCAUCACCCCGCCCCAUUCUCCCUCUUUUCAUAACCCCGCCCCAUUCUCCCGCUUUCCAACACCCCGCCCCAUUCUCCCGCUUUCCAUCACGCCGCCCCAUUCUCCCGUUUUCCAUCACCCCGCCCCAUUCUCCCGCUUUCCAUCACCCCGCCCCAUUCUCCCGCUUUCCACGACCCGCCCGAUUCUCCCGCAUUCCAUCACUUUGCCCCAUUCUCCCGCUUUCCAUCGCCCCGCCCCAUUCUCCCUCUUUCCAUCACCCCGCCCCAUUCUCCCGCUUUCCAUCACCCCCCCCAUUCUCCCUCUUUCCAUCACCCCGCCCAUUCUCCCUCUUUCCAUCACCCCGCCCCAUUCUCCCUCUUUCCAUAACCCCGCCCCAUUCUCCCGCUUUCCAUCACCCCGCCCUAUUCUCCCGCUUUCCAUCACCCCGCCCCAUUCUCCCGCUUUCCAUCACCCCGCCCCAUUCUCCCGCUUUCCACCACCCGGCCCCAUUCUCCCACUUUCCAUCACCCCGCCCCAUUCUCCCGCUUUCCAUCACCCCGCCCCAUUCUCCCGCUUUCCAUCACCCCGCCCCAUUCUCCCGCUUUCCAUCACCCCGCCCCAUUCUCCCGCUUUCCAUCACCCCGCCCCAUUCUCCCGCUUUCCAUCACCCCGCCCUAUUCUCCCGCUUUCCAUCACCCGGCCCCAUUCUCCCGCUUUCCAUCACCCCGCCCCAUUCUCCCGCUUUCCAUCACCCCGCCCCAUUCUCCCGCUUUCCAUCACCCCGCCCCAUUCUCCCGCUUUCCAUCACCCCGCCCCAUUCUCCCUCCUUCCAUCACCCCCCUCCUUCCAUCACCCCGCCCCAUUCUCCCGCUUUCCAUCACCCCGCCCCAUUCUCCCGCUUUCCAUCACCCCGGCCCAUUCUCCCGCUUUCCAUCACCCCGCCCCAUUCUCCCGCUUUCCAGCACUCCGCCCCAUUCUCCUGCUUUCCAUCAUCCCGCCCGAAUCUCCCGCUUUCCAUCACCCCGCCCCAUUCUCCCGCUUUCCAUCACCCCGCCCCAUUCUCCCUCUUUCCAUCACCCCCACCCCGCCCCAUUCUCUCGCUUUCCAUCACCCCGCCCCAUUCUCCCGCGUACCAUCACCCCGCCCCAUUCUUCCGCUUUCCAUCACCCCGCCCCAUUCUCCCUCUUUCCAUCACCCCGCCCCAUUCUCCCUCUUUCCAUCACCCCGCCCCAUUCUCCCGCUUUCCAUCACCCCGCCCCAUUCUCCCUCUUUCCAUCAUCCCGCCCCAUUCUCCCUCUUUCCAUCACCCCACCCCAUUCUCCCUCUUUCCAUCACCCCGCCCCAUUCUCCCUCUUUUCAUAACCCCGCCCCAUUCUCCCGCUUUCCAACACCCCGCCCCAUUCUCCCGCUUUCCAUCACGCCGCCCCAUUCUCCCGUUUUCCAUCACCCCGCCCCAUUCUCCCGCUUUCCAUCACCCCGCCCCAUUCUCCCGCUUUCCACGACCCGCCCGAUUCUCCCGCAUUCCAUCACUUUGCCCCAUUCUCCCGCUUUCCAUCGCCCCGCCCCAUUCUCCCUCUUUCCAUCACCCCGCCCCAUUCUCCCGCUUUCCAUCACCCCCCCCAUUCUCCCUCUUUCCAUCACCCCACCCAUUCUCCCUCUUUCCAUCACCCCGCCCCAUUCUCCCUCUUUCCAUAACCCCGCCCCAUUCUCCCGCUUUCCAUCACCCCGCACCAUUCUCCCUCUUUCCAUCACUAGGUUAGACUAUUUUGUGCUAGUCCACUAG
Closterium sp. Naga37s-1 is the source of this 6297-nucleotide messenger RNA. NCBI's taxonomy places the organism in Eukaryota, Viridiplantae, Streptophyta, Zygnematophyceae, Desmidiales, Closteriaceae. The record is from the annotation of a GenBank genome assembly.